Molecule: messenger RNA, 1253 nt
Organism: Arabidopsis arenosa
Lineage: Eukaryota; Viridiplantae; Streptophyta; Magnoliopsida; Brassicales; Brassicaceae
Source: the annotation of a GenBank genome assembly
CUUGGUCCUCUUCGUUAGCCUCCAGAAAGAAAGACCUAAAAUCCGCAGUCGCAUCUUGUCAACUUCUCCAUGGAGGGAUCCGCCACCAAAGGUCCGGAAUUGUGGUUCGACAUUGGAAAACUCAGGUUCCCCAGAUCCGUCAGAUACGCCAUGAGAUCCGCCACCAAAGAUCUGGAAUUGAGGAAUAGUUAUGCAGACAUUGAAAAAAGCAGGCACAGCAUUGUGAGCAGGAUUUACGUUGAGGGAUACGACACUUCCCUUUCUGGCCAUGAUUUCGUUUACGCUAUGAGAGCACAUUUCGCUUCGUGUGGAGAGGUGAUGCUGGUUUAUAUUCCUGGAUACGUUUGUGGAGGUGGACGCAGUAUUGGCAACAGAUUUGCCUUUGUUUACCUUCGAGGAGAAGGUGCAGAAGAGAGGGCGUUGAAACUCCAUGGAAGUUACAUGGGAGGACACAAGUUAGUCGUUGAGCCUUACCCGUUUCAUGCCACAUACCUUGACCACAAGUUGGCUCCUAUGAGAGAGGCAGACAACAAGCAACAAUACACGUUUUUUGUUGAGGGAUAUGACACUUCGCUUCCCUUGGAUUAUGUCAAGUUCAAGCUGUAUGAACAUUUCUCUAAGUGUGGAAGUAUCAGGUUCAUCAUUAGUGUUACUCAAAAAGAACACGGAGGUCCUCUCUCCAGUUCCGCUAAGACAUCUGUUGAUGGAAUAGACUUAAUAGAGAAGGUGCUGCAACUUGGUAGAUGUGAUGUGAAAAGAUUGGAGAAUAUUUAUAUUACUAGGGUUGCGCCUCCAGAACCAGACGAAGCGUUUUUGCCCUGUAUCCAUCCAGCCCAUCUUUGGACAUGUUCUUCUUCCAAGACUCCUUCGGCAAUGGCUGCUGCUGCUACAGCUCCUGAGGAUCCAAAUCUCCCUGAGCCACCAUGUAUGAGUACUCUUCUCCCUUAUCCAUAUAAUUUGCGCUUUCAGAAUUUAGAUGUCGAGUCCAAGAAACUAUUUUAUGCUUCACAACCUGCGGUAAAACGUUACGCACCUGAGGAUCCAAGUCUACCUGAGCCGUGGAAACGUCUUGAGAGUAGCAAUACGUAUUCGUACUAUUGGAAUACAGAGACUAAUGUUACCCAGUACGAGAGACCUCCUUCUUCUUCUUGAGCUCCUCCCGGGUCUCGCCGUCCAGUCCUACAUGGUUAGCUAUAACGCCAACAGAUACAUGUAUUUGAUUCUUGAUUUCCUAAUAACAAAUUAAAACCUGU